This is a messenger RNA of Oncorhynchus mykiss (rainbow trout), 2649 nucleotides long. NCBI's taxonomy places the organism in Eukaryota, Metazoa, Chordata, Actinopteri, Salmoniformes, Salmonidae. The record is from RefSeq and is a predicted model, not a curated record.
CAACGACGCCUAUAUUAGGUAUGUGCAUUUCCAAAUGACUACCCACGGACGCCCGCUCGCGCUCACCGAGCCAAGUAUGUUUACACAGAUAGGCCUAAUAUUUCCGAGUCGCUCAUUUGACUAGCUACCCCGAACACGUUUCCUCAUAUUGUAACAGUAUUCAAAUACUGACUUACCCAAAGCCGAGAGCAAAGGAGCUGAGUUGAAGCAAAGUAGUACCACAACCUAAAUAUCAAGAGUUUGUUUGGAGGAGCGCGCUCUAUGACCUUGCUCCAGGGGAUCUGCCUGCGCUCGCCUUUCACCGGCAAGAUCACGCUUUAACCACGACUGUAUGAGCGACAUGGUCGGAUUACAUUCUGGCAAGUUAUCCACAUUCACCUAUUUUACCAGUGUUCGGAGACACAGAUGGCUAAUUAGCACAGGUAGGCCACUCUGUUCUCCAUAAAUGAGCGCUGUAACAUGGAGAUAUGGCCAUGUGGGAACCCUAACCCUAUAAAGGUUCCCAGCGGUCACAUGUCAAUGGCAGUUGACCUCCUACAUUCCUGUUGAUUCCCAAGGUCUCCUCUGACCUCCCAUUGCUGCCCACCAGUCCCAACCAUGGACCCCUACCAGGAGCCACAACUCGGUUUCCAGCCCCCCCUUGACGAGGGCGCCCCAGACCUGGAAUGUGCCAUCUGCUUCAGCCAGUUCAACAAUGUCUUCCGCACUCCCAAGAUGCUCCAGUGCAAUCACACCUUCUGCCUGGAGUGCCUGGCCCGUAUGAAUGUCAAGUCAGCCAAGCCGGACUCCAUCCAGUGCCCGUUGUGCCGGGGCCACACACCGCUACCCGACCUGGGGUUGCCCAAGCUGACCACGGACCGAGCCGUGCUCUCUUACCUCCCCGCGGCCAUGCAGCGAGUCUACAGCAUCCGCUUCAACCGCAACAAGGGCAAGCUGCAGGUGAAGAGGACCACCGACGCACCCCCCCCUCUGAACUCGCUGCGUUCUAUUAGUCACUCUCUGGAUGUGGGGCUGCCUAGCCCCGCAGGAGACAGCGGGGACGUAGAGGGGGGGCGGAGGCGACGGCUCGGGGCACUGCUGAGACUGUGUCGUAGACCAGGAUGCAGAGCCUCCCUCCUGGUGUCAGUGGUGAUGAUGAUGGUGGUGCUUACUUGCGUCAUCAUCUUCCUCCUCGCAUAUAAACAGCUAUAACAACAUCAUCCGACUGGAGCUAAGAAAGUGGACGCUCACUACAGUGCACCUGAUGGACCUCGGAGAGAGACUCUCACUACAGUGCACCUGAUGGACCUCGGAGAGAGACUCUCACUACAGUGCACCUGAUGGACCUCUGAGAGAGACUCUCACUACAGUGCACCUGAUGGACCUCUGAGAGAGACUCUCACUACAGUGCACCUGAUGGACCUCGGAGAGAGACUCUCACUACAGUGCACCUGAUGGACCUCUGAGAGAGACUCUCACUACAGUGCACCUGAUGGACCUUUGAGAGAGACUCUCACUACAGUGCACCUGAUGGACCUUUGAGAGAGACUCUCACUACAGUGCACCUGAUGGACCUCGGAGAGAGACUCUCACUACAGUGCACCUGAUGGACCUCGGAGAGAGACUCUCACUACAGUGCACCUGAUGGACCUCUGAGAGAGACUCUCACUACAGUGCACCUGAUGGACCUUUGAGAGAGACUCUCACUACAGUGCACCUGAUGGACCUCUGAGAGAGACUCUCACUACAGUGCACCUGAUGGACCUUUGAGAGAGACUCUCACUACAGUGCACCUGAUGGACCUCUGAGAGAGACUCUCACUACAGUGCACCUGAUGGACCUCGGAGAGAGACGUUAUUGUUACCCAGCUUCUACCAUCUACUGUAGCAGUUUUCAGUACUUUUUUAAAACAUUUUUACAUUUUAUUUAUUUUUAUAAAGUGUAUCUAUUUCUUAGCAGUUGUGUGUCUGUAUGCUGAAUUUGUGUACAACUAUGAUGCACGUCGUACAAGAGAACCACAUUUCCCUCUGUGGUUUUUUGUUUAUAGGCAGACGGUCAUGUGAUACACGUUCAUAAUAUAAUAGCCCUGCUGUCCUCUCCAGGUUUCCAGCCACAGUAAACGCACUCCACCUACUUCAAUGCAAAUCAAUAGCGUCUGGCUAUGCAAAUGCACAGUUACCUUUUUUUUUUAGUAAGACACUGCGGUAUCACUGUGUGAAACAGUCAGGGCUAGGAGAUUGGAGAUACUCUAGAGGUCACGGGGGGACGGGGGGGGGGUAUCAACGUGGCAAGAGGUUGACGAUUGAAAUGUGGAAUUAGUAUGUUUGCUUAUACCAAUUACCCAUAUCUUUUUUUACUUGGUCUCUUUUCUUCUUUUUUAAGGAAAAAAGCCAUUUUGGUUGCAUGAAUAUUAUCCAGCUGAUAGAGACGUAGAAUCAAACGGGCAGAUUAACAAAUACUGUCGGCUCACAAGUGUCACAUUUUCUACAGUUUACGCUUUCACACAUAUCAAGGUUUUAGAAUUGUCUUUUUUUUAUUUUUUUUUAUUUUAUCAUAUUGAAAAUAAACCAUAUUUUAUGUUAUAUACUUUGGCUAUACAUUUGUCAAAUGUUGCUCUGGCAAAUGAUUUGCAUUUCCUAAACUUGAAAUAAAGUCGACAUUGAUUUGGUG